Molecule: messenger RNA, 22799 nt
Organism: Bombina bombina (fire-bellied toad)
Lineage: Eukaryota; Metazoa; Chordata; Amphibia; Anura; Bombinatoridae
Gene: MACF1
Product: microtubule actin crosslinking factor 1
Exons: 101
Coding region: 112-21816 (7234 amino acids)
Biological process (GO): regulation of focal adhesion assembly; intermediate filament cytoskeleton organization; regulation of microtubule-based process
Cellular component (GO): microtubule; cytoplasm; membrane
Molecular function (GO): cadherin binding; microtubule binding; calcium ion binding
Source: RefSeq, a predicted model, not a curated record
CCCACCCCACGGUCAAGUCUCCCUGGGCGGGGAAAGGAGCCGGAAGUUGGAUUCAGAGACAUUGGAGAGACCGGUGGGCACCGGGCACUGCGCAGUAGGGGAGCGGGCAUCAUGUCCGGUUACAUACCGGGGCAGCUCCCCUUGGACCGCAACCAGGAGAACGAGUUCGUUCGGGCUUAUGAGGGUGUGCUGGAGAGAUAUAAAGAUGAACGAGACAGAGUCCAGAAGAAAACUUUCACUAAAUGGGUCAACAAGCAUCUCAUCAAGGUUCGCAAACACAUUAAUGAUUUGUACGAGGAUCUCAGAGAUGGACAUAACCUCAUUUCCCUGUUGGAGGUCCUGUCUGGUGUCAGGCUGAACAAGGAAACUGAGGCUCCUCGGGGGCUUCGUCUCACCCGCCAGCCAUCCCGUCGCCUGCUGCUGAGUGAUGAAUCUGAGGACCACUCUGAUGAUGCUCCCAGAGAAAAGGGCAGGAUGCGUUUUCAUCGUCUGCAGAACGUGCAGAUAGCACUAGAUUUUCUCAAGCAGCGACAGGUGAAGUUAGUGAACAUCAGAAAUGAUGAUAUUACAGAUGGGAAUCCGAAACUGACCCUGGGAUUAAUAUGGACCAUAAUCCUUCACUUCCAGAUCUCUGAUAUUUAUGUAAGUGGAGAGUCUGGGGAUAUGUCAGCCAAGGAAAAGCUGCUCCUAUGGACGCAGAAGGUGACUGCUGGAUAUGCUGGGAUUAAAUGCACUAACUUUUCCUCUUGCUGGAAUAAUGGAAAAAUGUUUAAUGCCAUUAUCCAUAGAUAUAGACCUGAUUUGGUGGACAUGCAGAAGGUGGAAGUACAGAGUAGCAGAGAGAAUCUAGAGCAAGCAUUCGAGAUAGCAGAAAGCCUGGGGGUCACCAGGUUGCUUGACGCUGAAGAUGUGGAUGUGGAUUCUCCUGAUGAGAAGUCUGUGAUCACUUAUGUGUCUUCUAUAUAUGAUGCCUUCCCCAAAGUCCCAGAGGGAGCAGAGGGGAUCAAUGCCACUGAGGUGGAUUUGCGAUGGCUGGAGUACCAGGAAAGGGUAGGCUCCCUUACUCAGUGGAUCCGGCAACAUGUACUUCUGAUGUCUGACAAAUCUUUCCCACAAAACCCUGUGGAGUUAAAGGCACUUUAUAAUCAGUACGUACAUGUAAAAGAAACUGAAAUCCCAGCCAAAGAACAAGAGAAGGAACAAAUCCAGACAUUAUAUCAAAUGCUGCAGGCCUGGAUAGAGUUUGGCCGCCUUAAGUUGCCUGCUUCGUUUCAUCCCAAUGAUGUGGAGGAGCAAUGGGGGAAGCUUAUUCUGUCUAUGCUAGAAAGAGAGAAGGUUCUCCGGCCAGCAGUAGAGAGGCUUGAACUGCUUCUCCAAGUUGCAAACCGCAUCCAGAAUGGUUGCUUGAUUUGUGAAGAGAAGAUUACAUUGGCAAGGAAUACACUACAGUCUGAUGCAGCUAAUAUUGAGUGUGGACAGAGAGUUCAGCAGGAAAGUGAAGUGGUGCAGUUCCUGCAAGAGAGUGAAGGGCUUCUUAGACAGCUGCAGGCUGAUGUAAAGAUUCUACGAGAUGAGAAGUAUUUCCAGGUGGAGGAACUGGCAAUCAGAGUACUACGAAUUCAAGAUGAACUGCUGACGCUUAGAUUAGAAUGCACCAAUCUGUACAGAAGGGAAAAUUUCACCACAUCAGGUCUGCAAUCUUCCUUGCCUGUGAGCACAUCUCACCAGUAUAGCCUUCACACCUCCCCUUCUUCUUCUACCUCUUGGUUUCGAAAACCAAUGAGUCGCAUUGAACUGGUUGCAUUAUCAUCUUCAGAGGAUGAGGGCAGCCUAAGAUUUGUAUAUGAGCUGCUGGCUUGGGUGGAAGAGAUACAGAUGAAAUUGGAAAGAGCAGAAUGGGGCAGUGAUCUCCCUAGUGUAGAGGCUCAGCUAGAGACUCAACGUUUGGUGCACAGCAGUGUAGAGGAACUGACCUCUAGUCUGAGAGAAGCUCGGAGCUAUGAGAUUAAAAUGUCUCCAAAUUUCCGCACCAGCUACAGGGAAACCCUAAGUAAACUGGAGAUGCAGUAUUGCAAACUAAGGGAAACAUCCAGCUCCCGCUUACGCCACCUACAAAGCCUCCAUGACUUUGUGUCCCGAGCCACAGCACAGAUUAUCUGGCUGAAUGAGAAGGAAGAGGAAGAGCUGGCUUAUGACUGGAGUGAUGGUAAUUCCAACAUGGCAGCCAAGAAGGAGUACUUUGCUGAUCUUACCCAGGAGCUGGAUGAGAAGCAGGAUGUGAUUCAGUCCCUGCAGGAAAUGGCAGAAUUACUGUCAUUGGAAAAUCACCCUGCAAAACAAACAGUGGAGGCAUACAGUGCAGCAGUACUAUCCCAGUGGCAAUGGGUUCAGCAGCUGUGUCUUUGUGUAGAGCAUCACCUGAAAGAAAACUCUGCAUAUUUCCAGUUCUUUAGUGAUGUGCGAGAAUCUGAAGUUUAUUUGAAAAAUCUUCAGGACUCAAUCAAGAGAAAGUAUUCCUGCGACCGUAGCACUAGUGUCACUCGCCUGGAGGAUAUGUUGCAAGACUCAAUGGAUGAGAAGGAGCAGCUUAUCCAGUCAAGGAGUUCAGUCGCCAGUCUUGUUGGAAGAUCAAAGAACAUUGUCCAACUGAAGCCGAGAAAUCCAGAGCAUGGUCUAAGUAGCACACUUCCAAUCAGAGCCGUUUGUGACUAUCGGCAAAUAGAAAUUACAAUAAACAGAAAUGAAGAAUGUGUAUUGGAAGAUAAUUCACAUAGGACAAAAUGGAAGGUGAUUAGCACCACGGGUAAUGAAGCUAUGGUGCCAUCAGUCUGCUUCCUCAUCCCACCACUUAACAAGGAAGCAAUAGAUAUGUCAAACAGAGUGGAACAACUUUACCAAAAAGUAAUGUCUGUAUGGCACCAAUUGCAUGUAAAUACAAAGAGCCUUAUUUCCUGGCACUAUCUGCGCAAGGAUUUGGAUGUGGUACAAGGCUGGAAUGUGGAUAAGCUUAGGGUUCUGCCCCUUGCCGAGCGCUUGCAGACACUUUCCAGCCUCCAGUCCCACUUGGAUGAUUUCUUGGAAGACAGCAAAGAUUCUCAAAUGUUCUCAUCUUCAGACCGUUUAAGUUUAGAGCAGGAAGUGGAGUCCUGUAAGGAGAAGUGCAGAAAGAUGGUGGACUUAAUAGAAACAGAAGAUAAAGAUGAAUCUGUUGCAAAGAUGUACAUAUCGGAGCUCCAGAAUAUCCGUCUCCAUUUAGAAGACUGUGAGCAAAGGCUAGUAAGAAAGAUCCAGAGUCCUGCAGGCAGUGACGCUGAUGCUGUGCAUGAGAACACUAUUCGUAAAUCCGAGCAAGAGAGUAUGCAGGAGGAACUAAAGAGGUUAAAAUCUGAGUUAACGCUGGUUUCUGAGCGCUGUGAUCAUUUCCUGCAUCAGUCUCCGUCUGGCUCCAGUACUCCAAAUCUGCGUUCCCAGCUAGACCUACUUGUGGAAAGGAUGGACCACGUGUAUGGAUUGUCCACUGUGUUCUUGAAGAAGUUGAUGACGGUAGAUGUGAUAGUUCGAAGUCUGCAAGGAGCAGAAGCUCUUGUGAAAGGGUAUGAAGCUCGGCUAAGCCAAGAAGAUACUGUUCCUGCAGACCCAGCAGCUAUUCACAAUCAACAAGAUGUGUUGCAGCAAUGGCUCAGGGAAGCAGAAGAAAAGGACUGCAUCAUCUCUUCCUUGGGUGAAGAGGUGGCAAAGGCCAGGGAAGUGCAAGAGCGUUUGUAUCAGAUAAGCCAGGAACGCAGUAUGGAUGUGGAGCAUUAUCAGGACAGGACAGCUAAGCUACAAGAGCGCUGGAGCAGUGUACAUACUCAGCUGGAAACGCGCCAAACAGAACUGACAGGAAUCAGAGCAGUGCUGAGAAAUUACAGAGAGCGUCAUGAUCAUCUGAUUCAUUGGAUAGAGACCACAAAAUCACAGCAAGAAAUGAUGAAGCCUGGACAGUCUGAGGACAGAAGAGUCCUAUCAGAACAGCUUAAUCAACAAACGGCAUUGGUGGCUGAAAUUGAGAGAAAUCAGACUCGCCUGGAUGAGUGUCAGGCCCUCUCUCAGCAGUACUCUGUGUCAGUAAAGGAUUAUGAGCUGCAGCUGAUGACAUACAGGGCAUUUGUGGAGUCACAGCAGAAAUCCCCAUUAAAGCGCAGGCGCAUAUUUUCUUCCUCUGAUGUUGUUACACAGGAGUUUAUGGACCUGCGCACACGUUACACUGCACUAGUGACUCUUACAACGCAACACGUGAAGUAUAUAAGUGAUGCUUUGAGGAGACUUGAGGAGGAAGAGAAAGUUAUAGAGGAAGAGAAAGAUAAACACAUUGAAGAUAUGAAACAACUCUCAGGUUGGGUGUCCGGAUUAGUGAAUACUGCGUCUCCUUUAAGUACUGACCGUACUGAUUUGAAGAAAUCCAUCUUGGAGCGCCAGAUGCUUAGUGAAGAAUUGCAGUCAAAGAAGGAGCGUGUAUCAGAUGCUGUCAGAUCCAUGCAGGUUUUUCUGGCAAAGAACAGUGACAGGUUGUCCCCUCAAGAGAGAGAGGAACUAACUUCCCAGGUUGACGAGCUGAAGGCCACAUACAGCCACCUGUGUGAGAAGUCUGAAAACCAAAUUCAACAGCUUCAGGGUCAGCUUGCACAAGAGGCCGAGCAGAAGGAGAAUUGUGCCGUAGCUGGUGUUAUAGAUCUAGGCUCCAUGGAGAUAUUUCCCAUCUUUUGUGCCAUGCAGAAAGGCUUGAUAGACCAAGACACUGGCCUAAUACUUCUUGAAGCCCAGCUUGUUCUGUCUGGUUUGAUUGCUCCAGAGACAAAUGAAAUGUUAACGAUGGAAGAAGCUUUGAAGAGGAACAUGGUUGAUAAGAGACUGUUUCAGCAUCUUUUAGAUUUGAGGGAUGCUCUUAAAUUAAUAGGGAAUGUUAAAACUUUGAAACAUAAAGUAUUAUCCAUUGUUCAUGCAGUGAAAGAGGAGAAAAUCAAAGAAAAUGUGGGGCUGAAAAUUUUAGCUAUCUACUUAGAAAUAGAAUUUUUGAACAGAGAGCUUCCAGAACAAGAUAAUAUCCUUAAGGACUUGCCCAUUAGUGAAGAGGUUCAGCAGAAACUGUUGUCCACUUGUAAAAAUCUGAUUGAUCCAAACACAGCAAAGAGAGUGAGCCUAACAGAUUUGAUGGGUAGCUGUAUCAUUCAUGAGUCUACAGGGUUGAGACUACUCCCGGUCAAACCAUUUCCUGGUGGUAUGGUGUGUCUGAGACCAGGAAAGAAGAUCAGUCUAACCAGAGCAAUCCAAGAAGGCCUUGUUGAUAGACAAGUAGCUGUCAGGCUGCUAGAAGCCCAGCUGUUUGCUGGUGGAAUUGCUGAUCCCAAGACAGGGCACAGGCUUUCCAUUAAAGAAGCAAUGAAACAUAGUUUAAUAGACCAUGAUACAGCAUGUGCACUUCUCAAAAGACAACUCCAAAAUGGGGGUAUUAUAGAUGUUUUAACUGGACUCAGAGUUUCUGUGAAUGAAGCAAUAGAGCACAAUCUAGUGGCUCCCAAACAUGUUCUACAAGUUCUUGAGGUCUUAGGAGCAUUUCAAGGUCUGCUAAAACCGGAGUCAGGUGAAAUCUUACCCAUUGCAGUUGCCCUUGAGAAAAGUAUAAUCUCAAAUGAACUAGCUGAUAAGAUUCUUGGAUUUCGGCAAACGGCUCAUGGCUUCUACAUUUCUGCCAGCAGGGAAGUCUUGUUGUGGGAGAGAGCCGUGCAGUGUGGUAUUAUGGAAGAAAAUGAUGCCAGAAUGUUACAGUCUGCAGUGAUUCCUGAUAUAGUAGACUCUGUCUCAGAGUCUGGAGGUCAGUCAGCAUCCUUGUCUGCAUAUAGCAGUUUGCUUCCUGUUGACAGCAACCUACAGGCUGAGGGAAACAAAAACCUGCUCUCAAAUUUAAUGCACCACAGCUACAUAAAUAUUAAUGAUGGACACAGACUGUUGCUUAUUGACGAUAAAGAAAGCAGUGUAACAGAAUUAUUUUCAAAGUUUCACAAAAACACUUCCAGCAAAUAUGAUGAUCUAGAUAAGGUUAGAAAUCAGGGAACUAUGAUGUCAUUUAGAGAAAAACAAAGCAGUGAGUUGCAUGCACCUCUGUGUGUGCCACCCGAUGGGGACAAUAUUUCCUUGACUAAUACUCUAACAGUUUCUUGUCAAAUGGAUCCUGAAAGGCAGAAUCUGCAAACAACUGAAUAUAAUGUACCUUUGGAAAAAAUAUUGAUGGAUCAAAAAAUAUCAGUUAUCAAAAGCUCCCGCAAGAAAGGACAAAUUUUAUUUGAUGAGCCAAUAAUUUCCAUGACGGCAGAGGAUGAUGCAGAAAAAAACAUUUUACAACAUUCUAAUGCCAAUAUAGAGUUACGAGAUAACCAAUCUCUGAGUUUAUUAGUGGAAGAGAUUAUAGAAAAUGAGACUGAAAUAAACAAGUUAAAUAACCUUUCUGAUUCUUCAAGGGAAGGUGUAAUAGAUAAAGGCAAACCUUCACUUAAGAUAUCAUCUGAUCUUAACAGAAACAAUGUUAAUAUACCUGAUUUAGGAACUAUGCAUAUGUCAAAUUAUAAAAAAUCAAGUAAUGAGGCAUUCGAAAAAGUGUCAGUGAUGUUAAAGUCAUCAGUGGAUUUAAAAUCUAAAGAUUUAGAAAAGAAUGAUAUCCAUAUGCAGGAAGAAGCAAUCAGUGUGCCAGAUAUAGAAAAAGAUGCCAACGGUGUUCUUUCAUCUAUCGUCACAAGUGAGUUUUCCUUUGAUAUGGAAGAAGAGGAAACGUUGACUUCCUUAUGUGAACAGCUAAGAAACGGAGGCAUUCUAGAUAUAAACACCAAUCAGAAGUUACUUUUGAAUGAUGCUGUGACUGCAGGUAUAAUAUCCAGCCACACUGCUCUGAGACUCAUGGAGAAACUUGGUCUUUUUGCAGGUUUUUUUGACACUGAGAAUUUUGAGACAUUAACUGUUCAGGAGGUAAUUGAUGAAGGGCUAAUGGAUGAAUCACUUCUGCAGAAAGUUCUUACCUCAGACAAAGCAAUUAGUGGUAUUUUGGAUGUGCAAAACAACAUACUUUAUUCUGUGCAGGAUGCAGUAAAUGUUGGUCUUGUAGAUGAGAAAUUAGCCAGGAGAGUUUUAGAAACCCAAGUGAUCACAGGGGGUGUUUUUGAUGUGAAGAGAGGUAAAAGAAUUUCGGUCACUUUGGCUUCAAGUCUGGGUUUGGUGCACCCAUCUCAGCAGGAAGAACUAAUUAAGCUGGAAAAGGCCUCUAAAGGAAAGAUUACUGAUAAAACAACAAGACAAAAAUUGGUUGGCCUGCAGAUUGAAACAAGUGGGAUAAUUGAUCCACAGACCAAGAAGACCUUACCUGUCAUAAAAUCAAUCAAUCAAGGAAUUAUUAGUAGAGAUGAAGCUUUCCAACUUUUAUGCAAGCAAAUAGCAGAGGGUGGAAUCAUUCACCAUUUAUCAGGUUUAAGACUUUCUGUGAUUGAUUCUCUGAAACAUAGUCUUAUUGAUCAUGAUCUCUUUGAAGAUCUUGCAGAGUUUGAGUGCCUGAAUGAAUCUGGGCCACCCAAAUACUCUAAAGAUCAGAAUGUAUUAGAAACCAAAGAAAAAAACGUUUUGCCCAUUUUCCUCGGUACAAGAACUCCAUCUCACACCAACGCAGGGGCAGACAGAAUGGUAAUUCCGUACACAGAUGUUCUUAAGAAGUGUAAAAUUGAUGUAAAUAAUGGACAGAGAUAUCUGGAGCUUAAUUCUGCCUUGGAGACUGUGUCCCCUCCAGAGCCCAGGGAAGUUAAAGACUCAACUUUUUCACUUCCAGAUGUAACUUUGUUAACACAGAAUAAUAGACCUUUUUCAGAGACUGGUGCGUGCAUUACAUUUCCUCCUAUCAAUUUGCCAGAUAGUUUAGAAAGUGAAAGAAGCGUGAUAAUUAGUGAGGAUAAUGUGUCUGUUACAGGGGGAGAUGGUAAUAAAGUCCUGUCCUUUAUGAACCUUGACCCAAAGGAAAAAGAACAUUCCGCAUGGAAAGUUAGAUUUGAAGCUAACGUUGAGAGCAUGAGGGCACAUGACCAUGAUAUACCAAAGAUGGACUUAAGUCUUCCCUCAGACAUACUUCCACAAAUGGCUGCUGUAAAAAGCAUUUCAACUGAUGACACAUCUUUUGUCCCUGCAAAAAGUGAUGCUGUCAUUUUACAUGAAGAUAAAAUAAAUGCAGACAUGAACAUUGAGAAAGUAACAAGAUCAGAAACACACAGAGAGAUAGGUAAAUCUGAGAGCAAACUGAAACACUCAACAUUAUAUUUUGAUCCAAACACAAAUGCUCAAAAUGGGACACUAAUAGAAGAGUUUGGUGGAUAUGAUAUAGCCGUAGAGAAAAGUGAGAACUGGAAAUUGCCUGAAACAAAAAGUCAACAAGGUGAUCUAUGUUUAACUGCAGAGCACAGCACAGUCAUUAUCAACACAGAUUAUCAUGAAGCAUUUACACUAGGUGACAGGGCUGUUUCACAGGGUAAUAAUCAUACUGAUAACAGACAGUUAAAUGACCCUGUUUGUGAGCAUAAGUUACAAAUCUACAAGGAAAAUGCUCCUGAUAAAACUGACGCUUCAUUAUACUCACUUACCUCUAAAUCUUCUAUCAAGCAUGAGAAAGGAAGGUCAUUACUAGAUGUGAUUCAAAAACAGGUUCCCAAAACUGAUUUUGCAUUUCCCUGUAUAAAAACAGCUAAUGAAUUAGAUGUAGUAGAGAAAAGAGACUCAAACAAAACAUCCAAGCAAAUUGAUACUAUCUCACAAGAGUUAAGCAAGUUAGACACAACUUCACAACAGUUUCCAACAAGUCAGUUUGAUAGUAAGAAAGAACAAACUUUCGGACAUUCUCUGUCCAGACAUGAAGAGAUUUCACUCAUCAAUGAGCACUCUGUGCCACAGGAGAAUGUAUCCACUGCUAGAGUUGUGCACAAACCUGACAAUACUUCUGUGAAAAAAUCAAAUCUGUCAUCAAGCACAACAUUUAAAAAUAUCAUAGAAGAUACAGGAAUAAUUAGUCCACAUAGUGUUCAUUGGGAGAUAGAAAAAGAGAGAGAUGAAGACAGUCAACUUCACGAGUGGGAAAGUUCCUCAGAGGCAAAUGUCGGACAGGAAGAAACAGAUGUUCAUAGACCAUUUCUGGACCAAACUUCUGCAACCUCAGAACGAAGUAUCCAACAAGUGUUUGAUAUACCUCAGGCAGCCAGAGACGUGAAGGAGAAAACACCCAAGGCUUCCCAAGCCACUCGCAGCAAGCAGGCCUGCCUUUAUCACGAUGAGACUCUCUUGACUUACCUCUCAAUGGUGCGCGACAUUGAAGUGAGGCUGGGUCCUCUGCAACCACUUCCCCAAACUAUGCAAGAUUUGCAAGAACAGUUGAAACAGACUGAGGUUCUGGCCAAAGAAGUGAAGGAUCUGAUGUCCCCUGUGUGUGAGGAACUGAAUUCUGUUAAGCAGAUUGUCUCAGAUCAACCACCUGAAGUUCCAACUCAGCUCCUUGUAGCUUUAGAAAAAGAUUCAAAGAACCUGGAGAAAUCACUAACCUCCAUCAAAGACGUGUCAGAGAAUCGGGUCAGGCUUAUGCAAACUGCUCUAGAGGCUGAAAAGGUUAAAGUUCUGGCACAACACAAGGAGCUGGAGACCAAACUUCAGUCUCUGCUGCAGUGGGUUGGAGAUAGUGUGAGCUCGUUCGACAACAUGAAGAGCAGUCAUUGUUUAGACUUUGAUCUCAAUAAGCUGCAAAGUGAACUGACAUGUGCAGAGAAUAUGAGGCAGUCUAUAGCUGAUACUAGGCUCAAAUUGGACAGUGUUGCUUUUGAAAUUCAGCUCUUUAUUUCGGAAAGAGCCCAGGACUUGACCCCACAGCAGAGCCGAGUUCUUCUCCAUCUUCUGAAUGAGCUUCAGCGUUCCUUCCGGGAACUGUCAGAAAAAAUGGUAGCGCAGGACAAAGUGCUGCAGAUUCGUGAGCAACAAGCAAAAUCUAAUGCUGAAUUGAAGACUCUACAGGAACAGCAGGCUGUGUGCACCCAAGGACUAGAAGAACUUAGCUCUUGGGCAGAUGAAACAGAUAAAGCUGUGAGUGGUCAUCAAGCAACCCUUGGAAAACAUGACCUCUCUACCCUUCAGGACCAGCAGCACAGUAUUCGUGCGCUAAAUAGAGAUGUACAGGGUAAAGGAGAGAAGCUUAAAGGCGCAAUAAAAGCUGCAGAAGAAUUCCUUGAAGAGAAUAGGACUAAAAUGGAUCCAAAAGAGCUGGAAACUUUUCAGAAAAAAUUGCAGAAGGCAAAAGAGCAAUAUCACGCUGUGCUUCAGAGGACAGGAGACGCAGAGCGGCAACUAGACAUCGCCGUGAGCACAGCACUGCAGGAGGAGACUAAAAAGUCUAAAACUGCAGAAGAGCUGAAGUUAAAUCUGGACAGGAUCGAGUCUCUCCUUUGUCUCUCGUCGCCCAUUGCACAGUCUCGUACCAAUCAUACCUCACUGAGUAGCGGUACCUCUGUAGAGACAGAUUCAAGUAAUCAUGAAUUGUUCGAUGGAUGUCCUGCAGCGAAAACGGCAGAUCUUAUUAACACGCUUUUUGAGAGAAAGAAGGCUCAACACCAGGAGAUGUUGAAUAAACAGCAAGAUUUUAUCUUGACUAUACAGUCAGCUCAGGAUUUCCUUGACAAGCAUGGCAGCACUUUGCCACCCGAAGAACGGCAGCAAUUACAGGACCAGCUAAACCGCUUGAAGGAGGAAUAUGCAAACUCGUUAUCACAGGCCCAGUUGCAGCUGAAGCAUGCACAGGGCCUGCGAGAUGAGCUGCAGAACUUUCUUCAUGACCAUGGAGAGUUUGAGAGCUGGCUACAGAGCAGUGAGAAGAUGCUGGACAACAUGCAGAAAGGAGAAGCUGAUUGUGAAUCUCUGCAGCACUUGCUACAUCAGCAGAGUGACUUCUCUGAAGAUGUCAUAUCUCACAAAGGAGACUUGCGUUACAUUACAAUAUCAGGUCAGAAAGCCACUGAGGCGGAAAAGAUUGCUGCUGAGCAGUGUAAAGAAGAUUUCGAGGUGCCUCUAGCUGGAACACUAGUGAAAAAUAAAUUAGAAGAUGCUUCAAAGAGAUACAGCAACUUACACUCCAAGUGCUCCAAACUUGGCUUACAUUUGAACUCCACAUUAAGCCGAUACCAGCAGUUCAAAGAAGUGUCAGAUGCCACUCUAGCCUGGCUGCAAAACACUGAAUCAGCAGUUGAAAGGUCUUUAUCAGUCCCAGUAGCAUCGGAUCCAGAAGCUUUACAGGCCCAGCUAGAGAAAGCGAAGAGCAUGCAGGGUGAUCUUGCUGAACACCAAGUGCAGGUGGAGAAGGUUCAUAAGUCUCUCCGCUCACUGCUGGAGAUACAGGGAGAGCCUGCACCAGACUGCAGGAGCAUCCAAAAGAUGGCUGAUUCAAUAGACAGUCGGUUCCAAGCUCUCUCUGUCCAAAUGUCAAAUCAUUCAGAUUUACUUCAAAAGUCUGUUGCUCAGUCUCAGAGUGUCCAAGUCAGCCUGGAAGACCUUCUGUGCUGGUUGAAGGGGAUGGAAAAAGCGUUGCAAGACCAAAAACAUACAUCUAUGUCCUCUUCAUCAAUCCAGGAAUCUCUGGCAAUGAACAUGAAACUAAAGCAAGACAUCAACAGCCGCAGAGGAAGCGUUGAUGCAACUGGAGAGAUGGUAGGGAAGGUCAUAGAGACGGCUGACAGUACCGCAGCAUCUGCUCUUCAGAGCAAGCUUUCUGAGGUCACUGCAAAGUUUAACAAUGUCUGUCAGCAGCAGAAGCAGCAAGAGGAAGCACUGAAAGAGGUAUUGCCAAAGGUGGAAAGAUAUGAGCAGCUCUCAGAAGAGCUGCAGGAUUUCAUUUCAACUGGAUCACACUUGCUGGCCUCUGGAAACCAGCCUGAUAGAGAUAUCGCUCAAUUUUCUGAGCAAAUAAAGGAGCUGAAUACUGAGGUGAAGCAACAGGAAGAAAAUCUCAUUGCACUGGAACAACUGACCAAAGAACUAGUUGUAUGUCCCCUUCUUGUGGACUCUUCUGAGCACUCUCAGAAAGUUAAGAUGUUGAAGAAAGACUUUUUGGCGCUUUCUGAGGCAGCACAGGAAAGAGAAAAAGAGGCAGAAUCCUGCCAGGAAGAGUUAGACAAAUUCCGGAGGUUGGUUGGAUCCAUGAAGAAAUGGUUGAAGGACAAUGAGAAUAGUGUACCCUCAGCAGCAGACUCUCUGGGGAUACAAGAACUGCAGAUCAGACAAAAACAAGCCCAAGAUCUUCUGAAAGAAUGGAAAGCCAAAGAAUCACACAUGGAGGAGAUCACACAGAAGGGAUCUGAGCUGGAAAUGCGUAUAAUGGAGAUUACAUCACCAGAGAGCCAGCUACGUGGCGGUUCUGUGCUGAUGGCCUCAAUGAGCUCUGUAGGGAAUGUUAAUGGAUACCAUACAUGCCAAGAUCUGACUACUAUCCAGUGUGACAUCUCUGAAACUACCCAGAAGUAUGAAGAUUUGGGGCUACUUUUACGUAACCGUGAAGAGCAGCUAUCUGCCAUGCUGGAGAAGAUGCAAAAGAUCCAACAAGAGGCAGACAGCAUGCUUAAAUGGCUGGAAUCAAAAGAGAAAGUCAUUGCUGCAGUUAAUGUGUCCCCAACAAAAUCUGAUGUGAUGAGAGCUCAGGCUGAGCAAAACAAGGAGUUCCUCUCUGAACUUGAGCAGAGCUCUGGAAAACUGGAAAGUUUAAAGGCUGCACUGAGAGAUUUGCUGGAGAAGCAUCCAAACUCUCCAGAGGCUGAGACUUGGAAGCAAAUGCUGGAAAAUCUUGAUCGGCAGUGGGACCGAGCAAAUCAGGUAACCUCAGAGCGCCAGCAAAAGCUGGAGGAGUCUGCCAACCAGUUGGCCACUUUCCAGGCUGCAGGCUUACAGCUUCGCCCAUGGUUGACAGAAAAGGAGUUAAUGAUGAGUGUACUAGGACCACUUUCCAUUGACCCCAAUAUGCUGAAUGCUCAGAAGCAGCAAGUCCAGUUUAUGCUGAAGGAAUUUGAAGCUCGCAAGGAGCAAUAUGAGGAUUUGAAGCAGGCAGCUUUUGGCAUCUUAACUGGACCAGGAGACGAGUCCCCGUCCACCAGCCAAGUUGAGGAAGACUUCCAUGAAGUAAGCCAGAAAUGGACAGAGUUGACCAACCGUUUGAAUAACCGGGCUGAACAGAUUGACCAGGCCACCAUCAAAAGCACCCAAUAUCAGGAGGUCUUGCAAAGAUUGACGGACAAAAUAAAGCAAGCAGGAAGGAGACUGGGGUCACAGUCGGCUGUUGGUACACAGCCUGAUGCCGUGAAACAGCAGCUGCAAGAAACCAGUGAGAUCCGAUCUGACCUGGAGUCUCUAACUCAUGAGGUUUUAGAAGCUCAAGUUCUGUGCAACGAAUUGUCAGAUCUUGUGGUGGAACCAUACCUUAAGGAUGAGCUUCAAAAACGUGUGGAUACUGUUGCACUUCCACUGAAAGGAAUGGAAGAUUUGGCAGCUGAUCGGGUGAAUCGCCUUCAGACGGCUCUUGCCAGUUCUCAGCAGUACCAGCAGAUGUUUGAUGAGCUUAGAAGCUGGUUGGACAGCAAGCAGAUGCAGCAGGCUAAGUGUCCACCAGUAUCUGCCAAGCUAGAAAGGUUGCAGACAUUAAUACAGGAGCAAGAUGAAUUCCAGAAGAGCCUAAACCAAUACAGUGGCACCUAUGAAAUGAUUGUUACUGAGGGUGAGUCCCUACUCCAGUCUGCCCAGCCUGGACAGGAAAAAACAUCUCUGCAGAAUCAGUUACUGACUCUGAAGGCAAACUGGGAAGAGCUAGGAAAGAAGGCAGCAGAAAGACACAGCAAACUUAAAGACUGUUUUCAGAAGGCUCAGAAAUAUGGACGACAUGUGGAAGAUCUUGUGCCAUGGUUGGAAGAUUGUGAAACACAAAUGAAAGGAAUGGAUGUAACACUUGACCUUGUGCAAUUGGAGGCUCAGCUUCUGCGUGCGAAGGUGCUGCAAAGUGACAUAGACAAAAAACGUUCCCUCGUGGAGAUGAUGAAUACCACUGCUGAUAUUUUAAUUGAAGCUACUGAGGUAGAUGAUAGAGAGAUUCUAGAAGAGAAAGCACAAAUAAAUCAGCGUAUAGACAGCAUCACAGAAGAGUUGCACAUUAAAGCUAGUUCAAUUGAGGAGAUGUCUUUGAGAAUGAAAGAACUAAAAGACAGUUUUAAAAAUAUUGAUAAGAAGCUGGAAGGAGCAAAACAUGUUCUUGAAAUUUACACAGCCCUUGGCCCUCAAGCAUGCAGCACUAAGAACCUAGACAACAUCAGGUCCCAGCAAGACACACUUCACUCUUUGGGUACACAAGUGAAGUACUUAAAUGAUCUGAUCCAGGGAUUAGUAGAAGAUGCCCCAGCAGGCUCUGAUGUAUCUGAUCUUGUGCAUCAGGUUGAAGCAGUCCAGCAAGACUAUGAAACUGUGAAACAAGAAGUCAAUGAGUGUUGUUCGACUAUGGAGAGUAAAUUGCAAGGGAUUGGUCAGUUCCAUGCUCAUGUUCGGGAGAUGUUCUCUCAGUUGACUGAUCUGGAUGAUGAUUUAGACAGCAUGAGUCCAGUGGGUAGAGAUGUAGACAGCUUGAAGUCACAAGCUGAAGAUGUCCAGAAAUUUUUGGAUACUCUGCAGGGUUUGAAAUCAGACAUUGAAUGUUCAGAGAAAGAUUGCAGAGACAUGCUUGAAAAUGAAGGAGGCCCUGACCUUGUGGGGCUAAAACGGGAGCUUGGAACAUUAAAUAAGCAAUGUGUAAAAUUGACUGAACGAGGCAGGAAUCGUCAGGAGCAACUCGAAGCCACACUGGCCAAAGUAGAAGAUUUUAACAACAAACAAAAGGAGCUGAAACAACUGAUCUCGACUGCAGAGGGCAGCAGGUCUCUACAAGGCAUUGUGGGCACUGAAGUGGAUACCAUUAAACAGCAGCUGGACGAUUUUAAGGUGUUUCAGAAGGAGCAGGUGGACUCUCUUCAGGUUAAACUACAGCAGGUGAAUGGUCUUGGACAAGGUCUCAUUCAGAGUGCUGACAAAAACUGUGACGUUCACGGUCUGGAACAUGACACAGAGGAGCUGAACACAAAAUGGAACACUUUGAACAAGAAGGUGGCAGAGCGGGUCACACAGCUGCAAGAGGCAUUGUUGCACUGUGGGAAGUUUCAGGAUGCCCUGGAACCUCUGCUCAGUUGGCUGACCGACACCGAGGACCUGAUUGCAAACCAGAAACCUCCUUCUGCAGAGUACAAAGUUGUAAAGGCUCAGAUCCAGGAGCAAAAACUUCUUCAACGUCUCCUGGAUGAUCGUAGAGCCACAGUGGAAAUGAUUCAGGCAGAAGGACCAAGAAUAGCAGAGGGAGCUGAGCCUGGGGAUCGGGAGAAGAUAAAUCGCCAGCUAGAAAUCCUUGAGGAGAGAUGGUCCUCCCUGCUUCAUAAGGCACAAUCAAGGCAGCAACAGCUGGAUGGAAUAUUGGUUCUUGCAAAGCAAUUUCAUGAGACCACUGAGCCUAUAUUUGACUGGUUGUCAGCCAUUGAGAAGAAGCUGGCAAAUUCAGAGCCAAUGGGCACACAGACCAGCAAAAUUCAACAGCAGAUUGCACGUCAUAAGUGCCUAGAGGAUGAUAUAUUAGUCCGCGAGACUGAUAUGCAUCAAGCAGCCACUCUAGUUGGCUCCCUUGCUGCACUCUGCUCUAAAGCUGAGCAAGAGAGGCUGGCGCACAAACUAGACUUUCUGCAGGCUCGGUACGGUGAGUUGCAGGACCUGUGCUCCAGGAAGGCAGCUCUUCUCAAACAGGCUCUGAGCAACGCCAGGUUGUUUGGUGAGGACGAGGUGGAAGUUCUGAACUGGCUGGCAGAGGUAGAGGACAGACUGAGCUCUGUGUGUGUGAAGGACUACAAGCUGGACAUUCUGCAGAAGCAGCACAAAGCCCAUGUGGCUCUCAGUGAAGAUAUAUUAAACCGGAAAAGGAAUGUGGACCAGGCUGUGAAAAACGGCCAAGCAUUGCUAAAGCAAACAACAGGAGAGGAGGUGCUUCUGAUCCAGGAGAAGUUGGAUGGUAUUAAAACACGUUACUCUGAGAUCACCACAUCCAGUGGAAAGGCUCUUCGGAAUUUGGAACAAGCACUGCAGCUGGCUGACAAAUUCCAGGCUACUCACGAAGAACUUAUUAGCUGGCUGAAGCGGGUUGAAGAUGAGUUGGCUCAGAGCAGUGGGCAGUCACCUGCUGGAGAUCAGAUUCCGCAAUUCCAACAACGGCAAAAGGAGCUAAAGAAGGAGGCUAUGGAAUAUCGUAUCAUCCUUGAUACAGUUAAUGAGGUUGGCAGUGCCCUACUGGAGCUGGUACCAUGGCGGGCUCGGGAGGGACUAGACAAGCUUGUUUCAGAUGCCAAUAAUCAGUACAGAUCCGUCAGCAACACCAUUGGACAGAGAGUGGACCAAAUAGAUGCAGCGAUACAGAGGUCACAACAGUAUGAACAAGCUGCUGAUGCAGAGUUAGCCUGGGUGGCCGAAACCAAGAGAAAACUUCUGGCUCUAGGUCCAAUCUGUUUGGAACAGGACCAGACAACGGCCCAACUACAAGUGCAAAAGGCAUUUUCCGUAGAUAUUAUCCGCCACAAAGAUUCUAUUGAUGAACUUCUUGGCACUCAGGAAGAAAUUCUGGGAACAUGCGGAGAUGGGCAGAAAGCUAUUUUACACGAGAAAACAAAGACUCUUCUGCAACAGUAUGAAGACGUAAGCCAUUUGAACUCUGAGCGUUAUGCCCGGCUAGAGCGAGCUCAGGUUCUUGUGGGUCAGUUCUGGGAGACUUUUGAAGAGUUACAUCCAUGGCUUGAGGAAAUGCAGACCCUGAUAUCUCAGCUACCUCCACCUGCUGUAGAUCAUGAGAUGCUUAGACAACAGCAGGAAGACAUUCGGGAAUUAAGAGAAUCGGUUGCUGAGCACAAGCCUCAUAUUGACAAGCUGUUAAAGAUUGGUCCUCACCUGUGUGACCUCAAUCCUGAGGAUGGUGUAGCCGUGCAGGAGAAGUAUAAGCGAGCGGAAGUAAUGUAUAGUGCCAUCAAGGAGGAAGUGCGCAACAUUGCAAUGGCACUCGAUGAUGCUGUGUCACAAGCAGCUCAGUUCCAUGACAAGAUUGGGCCUAUGCUGGAGACUUUGGAGAGCCUGGCAUCUCGCCUCCGCAUGCCUCCUAUUAUUCCUGCUGAGGUGGAUAAAAUUCGGGAUUGUAUCAGCGAGAACAAGAGUGCACUUAUGGAGCUUGAGAAACUACAGCCAUCAUUUGAAGCUUUGAAGCAUAGGGGGGAGGAGUUGAUCAGCCACUCACAGGGAAUAGAUAUGGAUCCAGCAGCCAAAGCCAUCCAGGAUAAACUGGACCAGUUGAUGUUCUGUUGGGAGGACAUAAAAACUCGUGUAGAAGAGAGAGAAAUGAAAUUCCUUGAUGUCCUUGAAUUGGCAGAAAAGUUCUGGCUAGAUAUGGGUAGUCUAAUAACAACCAUCAAGGACACUCAUGACAUUGUCCAUGAUUUGGAGAGCCCUGGCAUUGACCCAUCAAUGAUUAAACAACAAAUUGAAGCAGCAGAUACUAUCAAAGAAGAGAGUGAUGGACUCCAUGAAGAGCUUGAGUUCAUUCGAAUCCUUGGAGCAGAUCUUAUUUUUGCUUGUGGAGAGACAGAAAAACCAGAAGUGAAAAAGAGCAUUGAUGAGAUGAACAGUGCUUGGGAAAACUUGAAAAAAACAUGGACAGAACGUCUGGAAAAAUUGAGAGAUGCAAUGUCCAAUUCAGUGCAAUAUCAAGACACCCUACAGGCUAUGUUUGAUUGGCUGGAUAACGCCGUUAUUAAAUUGUGUGACAUGCCUCCCAUUGGAACUGACAUUAGCACAGUUAAAGACCAGAUCAAUGAGAUGAAGGAAUUUAAAGUAGAGGUUUACCAGCAACAGAUAGAAAUGGAGAAGUUAAGUCACCAGGGAGAACUAAUGCUUAAGAAAGCAAUUGAUGACACCGAUCGGGACAUUAUCCAAGGACCUCUGACUGAGCUGAGACAUCUUUGGGAGAAUCUGGGAGAAAAAAUUGCACAUAGACAGCACAAGCUGGAAGCUGCUCUAUUGGCCCUUGGUCAGUUCCAGCAUGCACUGGCUGAACUGAUGUCAUGGCUGACGCACACAGAGGAGAUGUUGGAUGCUCAGAAACCCAUCAGUGGAGACCCCAAGGUUAUUGAAGUAGAGCUUGCAAAGCAUCAUGUUUUAAAAAAUGACGUACUAGCCCAUGAAAGUACAGUGCACACAGUGAACAAAGCUGGGAACGAGCUGGUGGAGUCCAGUGCAGGAGAUGAUGCGAACAACUUAAGGACUCGUCUUUUAAAACUUAACCAGUUAUGGGAAUCUGUUCUUCAAAAAACAGAGGAACGGGAAUAUCAGCUGGAUGUGGCUCUUCAGCAGGCUCAGGGAUUCUCUGGGGAGAUUGAAGAUUUCAUCCAAUGGCAGAGCAGAAUAGAAAGCCAGCUAUCAGCAACACGAUCUACUGGUGGCCUGCCAGAGACUGCAAGGGAGCAGCUCCAGGCGCACAUGGAAUUGUAUGCUGAGAUCAAAGCAAAUGAGGAUCUGUACAAACAACUUCUUGACAAAGGACAGUUAAUGUUACUUAGCCGAGAUGAUGCAGCAGGCUCCAACACUGAGCUGAACGUGACGCUUCUCAAAAGAAAAUGGCAAAAUAUUAGCACCAAAGUGGAAGAGAGAAAGGUAAAACUCGAAGAGGCUCUCAAUCUGGCCACUGAUUUCCAGAAUUCGCUGCAAGACUUCAUUAACUGGCUGACGCAAGCCGAGCAAAGUUUAAACAUUGCUCCCCACCCCAGCCUCAUCUUGGAUACUGUUCUUUUCCAGAUAGAUGAACACAAGGUUUUUGUAAAUGAAGUGAAUGUCCACCGUGAGCAAAUUAUUGAAUUGGACAAAACUGGGAACCAGCUGAAGUUUCUCAGCCAGAAACAAGAUGUUGUCUUGAUAAAAAAUCUCCUCCUCAGCGUCCAGUCCCGAUGGGAAAAGGUGGUGCAGCGUUCUGUGGAGAGGGGACGAUCUCUGGAUGAUGCCAGGAAACGAGCCAAGCAGUUCCAUGAAGCCUGGAAGAAAUUAGCAGACUGGUUAGAGGAAGCUGAGAAUCACCUGGAUUCAGAACUGGAAAUCUCCAAUGAUCCAGACAAAAUCAAGCGGCAACUCACUAAGCACAAGGAUUUCCAGAAGACCCUAGGAAGUAAGCAGCCUGUGUAUGACACCACAGUUAGGACAGGGCGUGCGUUGAAAGAGAAGGCUUUGCUCAGUGACGACGUCCAGAAGCUAGACCAUCUUCUUGGAGAAGUGAGAGAUAAGUGGGAUACAGUGUGUGGCAAAUCAGUAGAAAGGCAGCACAAGCUGGAGGAGGCCUUGCUUUUCUCAGGCCAGUUCAUGGAUGCUUUGCAGGCACUGGUCGAUUGGUUGUACAAGGUGGAGCCUCAGCUGGCUGAGGACCAACCAGUGCAUGGAGAUUUAGAUCUUGUGAUGAAUUUAAUGGAUGCACAUAAGGUCUUCCAGAAAGAGCUUGGUAAAAGAACCAGUAGUGUACAAGCGCUAAAACGUUCAGCCCGUGAGUUGCUUGAGAGCAGCAGAGAGGACACAACGUGGGUGAAGGUUCAGCUGCAGGAACUUAGCACGAGGUGGGACACAGUCUGCAAACUUUCAGUGUCCAAACAGACACGUCUGGAGCAAGCACUAAAACAGGCCGAGGAGUUCCGCAGCACAGUGCACAUGUUACUGGAAUGGCUUUCUGAAGCUGAACAGACCCUACGUUUUAGGGGAGCAUUACCUGAUGAUGCUGAAUCCUUACAGUCACUUAUUGAUGUCCAUAAGGAAUUUAUGAAGAAGGUUGAAGAGAAGCAGAUAGAUGUGAACACAGCUGUUGCUAUGGGAGAAGGAAUCCUAACCACGUGUCACCCAGACUGUAUUACCACCAUUAAGCACUGGAUUACCAUCAUUCGAGCACGUUUUGAAGAGGUGUUGACCUGGGGGAACCAGCACCAGCAGAGGCUGCAGACUGCCCUAUCUGAGUUAGUGGCCAAUUCUGAGCUUCUAGAUGAGUUGUUAAACUGGAUCCAGUGGGCUGAAACCACACUAAUUCAGCGGGACCAAGAGCCUAUGCCUCAGAACAUUGAUCAGGUCAAAGCGCUGAUAUGUGAGCACCAGCUGUUUAUGGAGGAAAUGACGCAGAAGCAGCCAGAUGUUGAUAAGGUGACAAAGACCUACAAGCGAAAAACAACGGAUCCCAACCAUGAAAAGACCCGUAGCAGGAAACCUUCUGUGCAGACCUCUACUCCAGUGCUUCCUGUCAUCUCGCAGUCAGAGACCAAGAACCCAAGGAUCAAUCAGCUGUCCGCACGCUGGCAACAAGUAUGGCUAUUAGCCUUGGAGAGACAGAGGAAGCUGAAUGAUGCACUGGAUAGGCUAGAGGAGUUGAAGGAAUUUGCCAACUUUGACUUUGACAUCUGGAGGAAAAAGUAUAUGCGCUGGAUGAAUCACAAGAAGUCUCGCGUUAUGGAUUUUUUCCGAAGAAUAGAUAAAGACCAAGAUGGAAAGAUCACCAGACAAGAAUUCAUUGAUGGAAUAUUGGCUUCUAAAUUCCCAACCACUAAGCUAGAGAUGACCGCCGUAGCUGAUAUAUUUGAUCGUGAUGGGGAUGGAUACAUAGAUUACUAUGAGUUUGUUGCUGCCCUUCAUCCCAACAAGGAUGCCUAUCGCCCAACCACAGAUGCAGACAAGAUUGAGGAUGAGGUCACCAGGCAAGUUGCACAAUGUAAGUGUGCAAAAAGAUUCCAGGUGGAGCAGAUCGGAGAGAAUAAGUACAGAUUCUUCCUAGGGAACCAGUUUGGAGAUUCUCAGCAGUUGAGAUUAGUACGUAUCCUGCGCAGUACAGUAAUGGUCCGUGUUGGUGGUGGGUGGAUGGCAUUGGACGAAUUCUUGGUGAAGAAUGAUCCUUGCAGAGUUCAUCAUCCUGGAAAUAAAUUAAAGAGAACCAAUUCCACCUCUUCUAUAGCAAGAGGAAGAACAAAUCUGGAGCUGCGAGAAAAGUUUAUUUUGCCAGAAGGAGUAUCGCAGGCAAUGACCCCGUUCAGGUCUCGGGGGCGGAGGUCAAAACCGUCUUCCCGAACUGCUUCUCCCACACGAUCCAGCUCUAGUGCCAGCCAGAGUAAUCAUAGCUGCACAUCUGUCCCUUCUUCACCCGCUACACCAGCCAGUGGCAACAAGACGCCACAACAGCCAUCUCGCUGUUACGAGAAGCCUUGGCUUGUAAACAGCAAAGCUAGCACUCCCUUUAGGGGAAUGGAAUAUUCAGACUUCCACAUCCCAUCAUGUGAGGUAACUCCAGUUCAGAGCAACAAACUGAAGAAAGCUGCCAUUCACACAAGUCGCUCCUCACUCACAGGAGAUACACCUACUGCCUCUGCUGGCAAAUCAGGCCGUGCUGAUCCAAAGAAGAGUACGAGUCGUGCUGGAAGCCGGGCAGGGAGUCGUGCAAGCAGCCGAAGGGGAAGUGACGCCUCUGAUUUUGAUCUUCUAGAGACACAGUCUGCUUGUUCAGACACCUCUGAGAGCAGCGCAGCAGGUGGUCCAGGCAGCUCUCGGAGAGGACUAUCCAAACCUUCCAAAAUACCUACAAUAUCCAAGAAACCUGCCAGCGCUACAAAAACUCCAAGAACCAAGAGAUAGUCUCUAAAAGAAUACUAGCUUGGAUCAUUUUUACCGUAUUGCGUACAUCUGGAUGUACGUUUGUCUACAAUGGGAACUUUCUAUUGGCUGAACAUGUACACAAAAGGAUUGUUGACAAACUGCCUUAUUUUUUUUUGUAUGUUACUACUUCCAUGUGAAUAUUUCUGUAGAUAUAAAUCCUCGUUAUGGUGAAUUCCUUGGUUAUUCAGGGACUCAAGCAGAAAUCUACAAAUUGUGACAGUAGGCAACUAACAUGGGAUUAUGUGGGAUAUGAGACCUACUUUUUAGGGUUGAUAUCCUAGGGCGACACUACAACAUUUUAAUAGGGAAGACCCCUGUUUUGUAUAUGAACAAUACUUUAGUAGACGGCAGAGAGGGAUCGGGGGAGUGACGUGAUUCCUUUUAAUAGAAAACUUUACUUUAAAAAAAAAAAAAUGGGAUUUAUAUCUGAAUUGACAGCACUUGCACACCCUGCUAUAAUUUUAAAUAAAAGAUUGCAAGUUUUGCGACUGCCAUUUUAAAGGACAAUACAUGUUGCAUCAGGAAGCAGCCACAUGUGUGGGAGAUCAUAGCUCAGCAGAGAACAAACCAUUUUCCUUCACCGCCAUUUUGCACUCAUCUUGGUUACGCUGAUUUCUAAUUGUAAACUACAUUUGUUUUAUUUAUCUGCAUAGAAUUUUCUUAUUUAUUAUUUAAAUGGUCAUUCCACUUACAUUUUGUGUGUAAUGUUCAUUUCUUUAGAUAAAUAUUAAUUUACGUGUCCUUUAAAUGAGACUCACCAGCACAAUUCUUCCUCACCCUCUGACAGACGGACCCUGCAGGAUGGGAGUAAAUGAGGGAAAACAUCCUGUGAUUAACUAAUGUUCUGACCAGGCUGCUGUGUGAUUUUCUCCAUUAGUUUGCAAAAGAAAUUGAUGCUGUACCAAUGAACUGUUAUAAAAAAAGACACAUUUUGUAUUAAAAUUGCUUGCAGUAACACCAAA